This is a messenger RNA of Aureobasidium namibiae CBS 147.97, 1701 nucleotides long. Its product is annotated as alpha/beta-hydrolase. Gene Ontology annotation, cellular component: fungal-type vacuole. The record is from RefSeq and is a predicted model, not a curated record. Gene Ontology annotation, molecular function: serine-type carboxypeptidase activity. Gene Ontology annotation, biological process: proteolysis. The annotation marks the transcript as partial. NCBI's taxonomy places the organism in Eukaryota, Fungi, Ascomycota, Dothideomycetes, Dothideales, Saccotheciaceae. The transcript is spliced from 4 exons.
AUUUGCGAAACAACCCCCGGUGUCAACUCCUUCUCCGGCUACGUCCAUCUUCCUUCCACCCUUCUCGCAGAAACUCAAGAUCCUUUAGACCCCUACAACAUCUCAACCUUCUUCUGGUACUUCGAGUCUCGCAACAACCCCAGGAAUGCUCCACUCACUGUCUGGCUCGCUGGUGGACCGGGCGAAGCAUCCUCAUUCAGCGCCAUGACUGAGAAUGGUCCAUGUUAUGUGAACGAGUUUUCCAACGACACAAUCCUGAACCCGUUUUCACUGAACCAGCACUCGAAUGUCUUGUACAUUGAUCAACCUGUUCAAGCCGGCUUCUCCUACUCUACUUUCAUGAACAGCACAUUCGACUUCCUCAAUCCUAAUCCAUACGUCUCGUCGAUCACGCCCAUGGAAGCUUACAACGGCGAUAUUCCUGCGCAGAAUGCGACUUUCAAGUAUGGAGUUUGGGCUGAUCAGAGUCCGAGUCGCACGGCCAAUACUACUGAAAAUGCUAUCAAACCAUUGUGGCAGUUUCUCCAGGGGUGGCUUGAGAACUUCCCGGAGUACAAAACUCACGAUUCCCGCGUGAACAUUUGGGGCAACUCUUAUGGCGGCUUCUGGACCACAGGCUUAACAAGCUACAUCCUAGACCAAAACACACGCAUCAACAACAACACGCUGCCAGGAAAAGCGAUAAACAUCAACGCCUUCGGCAUAACCAAUGGCUGCAUAGACGCACAUGCCACAGCCGAAUCCAUCGGCAGAAUCAUCUACAACAACACCUACAACACCUCUUUCCUCCCCAACGCCAUCAACCUCGAAGUCCAGAACAACCUCACAAAACCCAAUGGCUGCUACGAUCAAAUCUACCAAUGCCGUCUUCUAGUCGCUGAAUCCGAUGCAGAAGGCAAAGGCACAAACGAUACAGUCAACGCCGUUUGUGCCACAGCAACAGCAUAUUGCUUUACCUACGGUGGCAGUGGAGCUUACUCUGCACUUUCCGGCCGCAGUGUGUUCGACAUGGCACAGACAGCUUUGGCGCCCUAUCCACCUUACUAUGCAGUAGGGUAUCUCAAUCGCCCCGAAGUCCGCAGAGAACUCGGUGUACCGGUAAUGUUCAAUCAGAACUCCGCAGUCGUGACUACAAACUUUGUGUUAGUUACUGGCGAUACAGCACGUUGGGAUGGCAUGAGCAAACUCGACAAAAUCCUGUCCUCGGGCGUCAGAGUGGCGUUCGCAUUCGGCGAUCGCGAUACCAGAUGUAAUUGGCUGCAAGGCGAAAAUGUAGCCAGUACCGCUCAAUGGUCAGGCGCAAACCAAUUCUCCACUGCCGGCUACGAGCAGACCAAGAUAAACGCAACAUACAUUGGCGGUUUGACCAAACAAUUCUCCACCCUCAGCUUCACCAGAAUCUUCCAAGCUGGACAUGCAGCAGGAUACUUUCAACCUCAGACCGUACUGCAGAUUUUCGAGCGCAGUAGCAUUUGGGAUCGCGAUGUUGCUAGUGGAACAAGGCGUGUGGGUGCUCAAGGUCGAUACACCACGAAAGGAUCUACCAGUGCUUGGAGUCAUUUUGAGGUGUUACCAGAGGUACCAGAGCCGAUCUGCAAUAUCUGGGAAGCGGCGAUUGCGUGUACAGAUGAGCAAUUUGAGGCUUUGGUGGAUGGGAGCGCGGUGAUCGAGCAUGGUAUUGUAAUUUCUCCGAAUGCCUAG